AUGGCACUAUCUGGUCUUGAUCAUCGUGCUUUAGCCCCCAACUCAUCUAAUAUUUCGCCCUAUUCUCCUCAUCAUGACAAUCCCACCCCUGAAAAUAAGAGUCUGCCGCCUCUGCUGGCGACGAGUGUAUCUAUUCAGCGGCCGUCUCAUCCCCCACCCAAACCUCUAUGGCCACAUCAUGAGAAAAAACCACGAACUGUUGAGACUCAUGUGGACUCUGUUUCUCAAUCUCCGUCUGUAUCCGCAUCACGACAAACGUCGUGUGCUAACGAGGAUCGCAUGGACUCCUCCGUCGGCUCAUGCCCUGGUCAUGGGUUGUGCAAUGGCAUGGGCGGAUCAACAGAGUGCGACGGAUGUCCUACGUACAACAAUGUAAAGGCUAACCCCACCUGGGUUCCGCCACUGAGUGCUGCACCAGCUGAUGAUUCAUUGCAGGCAUCGACAGCGCAAGCUCAGGCAUCGGCGCCCACCUCCGUUUCUACGGCAGCGCCUUACAAAAGCUUCACCAAUGAAAAGCAAAGCUCAAUUGAGCCGCUUCGAUGCACAAACUGUCAGACAACGACGACGCCAUUGUGGCGUCGUGAUGAAGAAGGAAACAAUAUUUGUAAUGCCUGUGGCUUGUACUUCAAGCUGCACGGCACUCAUCGCCCCAUUGGCAUGCGAAAGACUGUGAUCAAGCGCCGCAAGCGCCUUAUGGGACCUUCCACAAACGGAUCGAAUCUGCUACAAGCUCAGCACCAAACAAAGUCAGUAUCGCCGAUGGCCAAGGGCAUGACGCGUAUCAAGUCAAACGAUGAAGAGACGCCCAUUUGUCCUGAACGGGAGCGUGAAGCUGCUCUUGUGUUGAUGGAAGUUGGCUCUUCGCGCCUCCCACAAGCUGGAAGCUCUUCACCUCAUCGUGAGACGGAUGAAUCGGGCGAAUGGUCCUACGCCUCGCAGCAUGACUAUGCGCCACAUGUCUGCGGUGGUCGUUUGUUUAGGGGCUUCCAGACCUUGGCGUAUGCACCCCGUGUCUCCUACGGCUCUCGUUUACUUGAGCUCGAGCGAUUGCGUGACGAGCUUUACAUGGAGCGCAAUCACCUUGAUGAACUACUCGACCGCACCGAGCAAACACUUGUGGAGCUUCGUCAUGCGCGUUAUGAUGUCACGAGUUAUACGCCCCCUUACACAGUGCCCUAUCUCCACUCACCACCUGUGGACGAUGCACCACGAAGGGCCCAUGGACCCUUCAGUCCCGCCACCCGUGCCAUGGAACAUACCAUUAAAGAAGUGCCUGAUAUGCCAGGGCCCCGCCUCACUCCGCCACCGACGUGGCGUACGCGUGAUCGUAAGGCGUAA
Messenger RNA from Malassezia restricta, 1338 nucleotides. Its product is annotated as transcription factor. The record is from RefSeq and is a predicted model, not a curated record. Gene Ontology annotation, biological process: positive regulation of transcription by RNA polymerase II; negative regulation of transcription by RNA polymerase II. Gene Ontology annotation, molecular function: DNA-binding transcription factor activity, RNA polymerase II-specific; RNA polymerase II cis-regulatory region sequence-specific DNA binding; zinc ion binding. The coding region runs from base 1 to 1338 and encodes 445 amino acids. Lineage: Eukaryota; Fungi; Basidiomycota; Malasseziomycetes; Malasseziales; Malasseziaceae. The transcript has a single exon.